This is a messenger RNA of Drosophila rhopaloa, 1187 nucleotides long. Its product is annotated as glycine-rich cell wall structural protein. Lineage: Eukaryota; Metazoa; Arthropoda; Insecta; Diptera; Drosophilidae. The coding region runs from base 23 to 1087 and encodes 354 amino acids. The transcript has a single exon. The record is from RefSeq and is a predicted model, not a curated record.
UGAGCUGCAGGCAAAGGUUCCGAUGCGUCUGUUUGUAGUGCUGAGUGUUUGUGUGGCUGUGGCAUCCGCCGGAGGUUACGGAGGUGGUGGCGGAGGUGGCGGCGGAGGACACGCCGGGUCCUCCGCCUCGGCAUCCGCUUCGGCCGGCGCGAUUGGCGGUGGCGGAGGCGGUAAACCCGGAGGAGGACAUGGAUCCGGAGGAGACUUCGGAGGUGGGCUAGAUGGCGGAUUCGGAGGUGGAGGUGGUGGUGGAGGUCCCUUCGGGGGUGGCGGUCAUUCCGGAGGUGGUGUCAUUUCCGGCGGUGGAGCAGGAGGACAUUCUGGAGGAGGUGGUCCCUUCGGAGGUGGCCAUUCCGGAGGAGGCGGCGGAGGUCCUGGAUAUGGAUCAGGUGGAGCAAUUGGCGGAGGAGGCGGUCACUCCGGAGGAGGCGGCGGAAUCGGUGGAGGUCCUGGAUUCGGAUCAGGUGGAGCAAUUGGCGGCGGUCAUUCCGGAGGAGGUGGCGGAAUAGGUGGAGGUCCUGGAUUCGGAUCAGGUGGAGCAAUUGGCGGAGGAGGUGGUCACUCCGGCGGAGGCGGCGUAAUCGGCGGCGGUCCUGGAUUCGGAUCAGGUGGAGGAUACGGCGGCGGCGGCAGCUCUGCGUCAUCUUCGGCCGGUGCUAUUGGAGGUGGUCACGGUGGAGGCCCUGGCUUCGGACCAGGCGGAGGAAUCGGAGGAGGUGGUGGUCACUCAGGAGGCGGCGGUCACUCCCGAGGAGGAGGACACUCUGGCGGAGGUGGAGGAGGUCCCGGGAUCGGCCCAGGACCUGGCAUCGGCGGGGGAGGCUUUGGCCCUGGCAUUGGAGGCGGAGCCGGUGGCGGACAGUUUGGUGGCAUCCUAGGUGGCCACAAGCACGGAGGACAUGGAGGCGGUGGAGGAUACAAGGGCGGAUCUGGAGGUGGCGGCGGAUACGGCGGUGGCGGCGGCGGAGGUGGCGGCGGCUACGGAGGAGCGCCUGGAGGUGGCGGCGGCUAUGGAGGUGGUGCCCACUCGAGCGCCUCCGCUUCGGCCAGCUCUUCGGCGGGUGGUGGCGGUGGAUACCACGGCUAGACCUAGUUCCCCAGAGCCUUAUAUUCCUGUAAUUCCCCCAAUCUCUUGAAAGUAUUACCCACGAUUUCAAUAAAAUGAUUACUUUUUGUAAUAUAUAAAA